Messenger RNA from Cololabis saira (Pacific saury), 765 nucleotides. Its product is annotated as RING finger protein 212B-like. Gene Ontology annotation, cellular component: synaptonemal complex. The transcript is spliced from 12 exons. Lineage: Eukaryota; Metazoa; Chordata; Actinopteri; Beloniformes; Belonidae. Gene Ontology annotation, biological process: protein sumoylation; homologous chromosome pairing at meiosis; reciprocal meiotic recombination. The record is from RefSeq and is a predicted model, not a curated record. Gene Ontology annotation, molecular function: SUMO transferase activity.
AUGGACUGGUUCCAUUGUAACAAGUGCUUCACAAAAAGAGGAUCAACGUUUUCCCUGACCAGCUGUGGCCACAUCUGCUGCGAAGCAUGCAUUAAAUCCAAACAGUGCAGUGUAUGUGGGGCUAACUGCAGUUACCUGGCCAUCACUGAUAAGAUGAAGCCAGAGGAAAAGGUGUUUUUCAAGGACCCUGUGAAGCUUAUUCAGUCAAGGCUGGCACACUUGUCCCAGAUUGCAAUUUUUCAGCAGAAACAAAUGGAAAGAGUCAUUGCCCAUUUAAAAAAUAAAGCUUCCGAAUUGGAGCAGCGUCUGAGGGAAGUCACUGAGCAGAGUUACAGGUGACUUCAAGAUCAGAUAUCAUGGCAAAUCUCAGAGCUGAAAAAGGAGAAUACCGAGUUAAAGAAGCAACUGACAGAGCUGAAACGGGAGGCAAUUGAAUUAAAAAAGCCACUCUCUCAGAGGAGAACAAGUGUUUGUCCAGUCCAGUUUCAGAGUAAUGGAAGUCAGAGGGUGUCGCUCCCUGUGGCUGUUGCAUCUCCAGUUACCCCUCAUUCAAGGACUACAAGUCAUCCAGGCUCAGCCGAGUCCCAGAGGUGGGCCAGAGGUCUCAGUCGCUCUCUCACUACUACUGGAUCAAUGGCCUCCAUUUCCAGCCACAGUUCUCUUCAUGUACUCAGAACGCCUUCAUCCUUCAGCACUCCUACAAGAACUCCUGUUUUCCAGUUCCCCUUCAUGAACGCCAUCUCAAUACAGUCACCCAGACAAUGA